AUGCCGCAGCAGCGUGGACCGCGAGAAGAGCGCUGGAGCUUCGGAAGCGCAGCGGCGCAGAUGUACGCGAUGGGGGGCGUUGACGUCCGAUGUUUCUCGGGCCGAGGCUGUGAGGGAGCGGGGGGGGGGCAGCAAGAAGUGGUGCUGGAUAUGGACCGUAGAGUCGACAUCUUGUUUGACGUGGUGGGGCGCCUGGGCAAGUUCGCUGUGCAGGACGAUGUGGCAAAGCACCGGUUUUCGGCGUGGGAGGGUGAGACGCGGGCGUCGGCCAAGCGGAUCAGGGCCUUUUUUACGGCGCACCUGUUGCUGGCUCGAAGCGACCGGUUCAAGGGCGCUUUCGCGACCGCGUUCAACCGGGACUUCGAGGAGUGGGCGCUCGGGGUGGCGGAGAGGGCCUUCGAGACCGCGCCGUGGUCGGGGAGAAUCCCUUCGGCGAAGGCGGGCGACCUCCCCCCUAUCCCGCCGAUAGCGCUCGACAUGACAUGGACACUGUUCACACUGGCGCCGUUGAUGGAGUUCUUGGGCAACAGCGACGACGACGACGACGACGAUGACGUCCCGCAGGGCAUGGGAGGAGGCGGGGCCAGCAGCUGUGGAAGCAGUAACACAGGCAAUGGCGCUGGGGGGAAGGGGCGGGGGCACCGACGACUGGCGGCGGCGCGGGGGGGUGAGGGUGGCGGCGGCGGGAUCACCCGUAGGACGAUGAUAGCCCCCGCGACGGAAAACAAGGACGCGGCGUGCCACGCCUUCAAGGAAAGCGGGGUGUGCACGCACGCCGCCAGGACGAGGGUCGAGUGCAAGUACCAACACCCGGGAGGGGAGAGCCACGAAGGGGUGGUGGUCCACGCCAAGGCGGGCCAGAAGCGGAAGAGGGGGUAG
Molecule: messenger RNA, 879 nt
Organism: Ectocarpus siliculosus
Lineage: Eukaryota; Phaeophyceae; Ectocarpales; Ectocarpaceae
Source: the annotation of a GenBank genome assembly